Molecule: messenger RNA, 1897 nt
Organism: Athalia rosae (coleseed sawfly)
Lineage: Eukaryota; Metazoa; Arthropoda; Insecta; Hymenoptera; Athaliidae
Gene: Arf102F
Product: ADP-ribosylation factor 2
Exons: 1
Coding region: 410-952 (180 amino acids)
Biological process (GO): intracellular protein transport; vesicle-mediated transport
Cellular component (GO): plasma membrane; cytoplasm
Molecular function (GO): GTP binding; GTPase activity
Source: RefSeq, a predicted model, not a curated record
AUUUUAUAUAUUUGGCUGCUAAUUGUCACAUUUUAUCUGAAUAUCACAUAAAUAUUAAUAAGAUUUUGGAUUUUAUUUAUAGGAUAGAUACUAUCUUUGGUAAUUACGUUUCUAUUUGUUUGCAUUGCGUGUGGCAAUAUCUGCCAGCUAUUUCCGGCGAGUUCUGUCUGUUACUUUGCGGUGACGUUUACGCGAUUAAUACUGAGAACAGUAUCAGUGCUCUUUCUAUAGUGUGAUUUACGCAGGCUUUGAACAACCAAAGACGUUGAACGUAUCCUGAAAACUACAGGGAAGAAAACCAGCAGCGAUUCAACAUUUUUUAGAAUAGAUAUCUGAUAAACCGCAUCGACAUUCAAACGAAGGACACUUUUGAGGUUUGGGCAGUCAUUAGUUAUAUCAAUAGACAAAAAUGGGCUUGACCAUAAGUAGCCUGCUAACACGCCUUUUUGGCAAAAAACAAAUGAGGAUCUUGAUGGUCGGUUUGGAUGCUGCUGGAAAAACAACAAUCCUCUACAAAUUAAAAUUGGGUGAGAUUGUAACCACCAUACCCACUAUUGGUUUCAACGUAGAGACAGUCGAGUACAAAAACAUCUGCUUCACGGUCUGGGACGUCGGUGGUCAAGACAAGAUCCGACCACUCUGGAGGCACUACUUUCAAAAUACUCAAGGACUCAUUUACGUCGUAGACAGUAGCGAUCGGGAUCGUAUUGCCGAAGCUGAACGGGAACUAGCCAAUAUGUUACAAGAAGAUGAACUGAGAGAUGCUGUCCUAUUGGUAUUUGCUAACAAACAAGAUUUACCUAAUGCUAUGUCUGCCGCUGAGCUUACCGACAAAUUAGGUCUUAAUGCGCUACGAGGACGUCAUUGGUACAUUCAGAGUACUUGCGCUACUCAAGGACAUGGACUUUACGAAGGGCUUGAUUGGCUGAGUAACGAAAUGGCUAAAAAGUGAUAAUAUCAAUCAGUUACCAAUUCGUCGCAACAACAAAUUAUAAUGUUUAUCAUUUGGUAUAUUUAAGCAUGGACAUAGGGAAAAGUAAUCAAGACUAUAAUAAUCGUAUGGUUUGCUACGCUUUACACUAAUGCAGAUAUCUUUCUAUUUAUCUAAACUUUUCUCGGCAUUGAAUAUAAAUUCAUUCUCGAGCGCAAGCAACGCAUAAUGCAAAUUCUAUAUUAAAUUUGUCCUUGUUGGUAGCAAAUUACUCUUGGACAUUAUUCUAAAUUUACGUUAAAGUUGACAUGUACACACCUUGUGAGCAUGGUAAUUCAUAGUUUUAAGAUAUAUAGUCACUCGUUAGUAGGUACUAACACAAAAGGAGGAACUAAUUCUUUUGUCAUUUUAUACAUGUUAUAUAACUCUCUUUGAAAUUGUUUUCUGCAAUUUUGGAAUGUUAUUCUCAACACUCUUGGAUUUGAAUAGCGCAAAUGCAGCCAAAUUUUGAAAUUGCUACUUGAAUUUAUAUCACUAUGUAAGGUCUCAUGUGUAAAUUUAUCUGACCAAUACUCACAUUUUCCCAAAAAGGUGUAUUAUUUUCUGAAUUAAUUUUGUGAAAAAUGUGAAAAAGUAGCUAGCAUCUUACAUAUGUAACGGUGAGACUUUGGAUUAUACGAGCUAUAUAACGAAUAGUUUUAAGUACAUUUAAGAUUUGAUUAAUUUUCUCUAUGCCUGCGCAACUAAAUAAGCCGCAGUGGUGUCUCCUUCAACAACACAGACUGUUUGUAUCGUCAUGUUGACAAGAAAAUUGUAAAAUUAGUAAUAUUCAUAAUUAAGAAUUAAGAAUAUAAGUUGUGCGGUAUCUGGCUGAAGAUCCAUUCAUUAAUACUGAAGAUAGUUGUUUGUAUUGUAUGAGACUAGUUAUUAAGUGAAUGAUAAAUAAAUCAAAAAAUAAAAUCCUAA